AUAGUAAUUUGUAAGUAGCUUACGGGAAUUCACAUAUUAUUAUCGAAUACACAUGUGUAUGAUAUCGAUUGGAACAGAGACAGCUGUUUCCAAAUUGUUAAUUAUUGAAUGUGAAUGGCAAUAUCGUGGUCUGCAACACGUGCGCGUUUGUUAUAUUCCAAGUUCUGUUUUUAAAUCGCAAUUGCUUAAAAUGUCGAUCCGAGAAAAACUUUUGAUGAAAAAAAUUGUCAAGCGCGAGAAAAUGAAGAAGGAGCUCUCGCAGAAAAAGGGCAAACCAAAACAGACAGCGCCUAUACCACCAGCCGUAAAGGCGGGCAAAAACAAGCCGAAAAACCAGAAGCGACCUGUGAACGAUGAAGAAGUAGAUGACUUAGAAGAUGAUUUCCAAAGGCAACCGCAGCCCAAAGGCAAGAAGUCCCGACAGCAGAAAAAGAAGCCACAAAUUGAGGUUGCCAACUCCGAUUCAGAGUCGGAAACAGAAGAAGAAGAGGAUCCGGAAAGCGGGAGUGAACCAGAGGAUGAUGAGGACGACGAGGAAAUAGAUAGUGAAGCUGCAGACUCAGCUGAUUCGGAGGAAGAGGACGAACCUGCGCCGGCCAAGAAAUCCAAGCUACAGCCUAAAGCGGCAAAAAAUACGGCCACAACAAAUGGCAAAGCUACAGAUGACGAUGUGCCAUUCACCGUGGAAUCCUCUUUGGCGGCAUUGGAUUAUCGGGACUCGGAUGAUCGCACCUUUGCCUCACUCAAAGGCGCCGUCUCCGAGGCCACACUGCGGGCUAUUGACGAAAUGGGCUUCUCUGAGAUGACCGAAAUCCAGGCCAAGUCUUUGACACCACUGCUCAAGGGUCGCGAUUUGGUUGGCGCUGCCCAGACCGGCUCAGGCAAAACUCUCGCUUUCCUAAUACCCGCCGUGGAACUGAUCAAUAAGCUCAGGUUUAUGCCACGCAAUGGUACGGGCGUCAUUAUCAUCUCGCCCACACGCGAGUUGUCCAUGCAAACUUUUGGUGUACUCAAAGAGCUGAUGGCACAUCAUCAUCACACCUAUGGCUUAGUCAUGGGUGGCUCCAAUCGUCAAGUGGAGAGCGAGAAGCUGGGCAAAGGCAUCAAUAUUCUGGUUGCUACACCAGGUCGUCUGUUGGAUCAUCUGCAGAACUCCCCGGACUUUCUCUACAAAAACUUGCAAUGUUUAAUUAUUGAUGAGGUGGAUCGGAUACUGGAGAUUGGUUUUGAGGAGGAACUCAAGCAGAUCAUCAAUCUGUUGCCAAAACGCCGUCAGACUAUGUUAUUCUCGGCCACACAGACCGAGCGCAUUGAUGCGCUGUCCAAGUUGGCGCUUAAGAAAGAGCCCAUCUAUGUGGGCGUCCAUGAUAACCAGGAGACGGCUACCGUAGAGGGGCUGGAGCAAGGAUACAUUGUCUGUCCGUCCGAGAAGCGUUUGCUGGUGCUCUUCACGUUCCUUAAAAAGAAUCGCAAGAAGAAGGUCAUGGUCUUUUUCUCCUCAUGCAUGUCGGUCAAGUAUCAUCACGAGCUCUUCAACUACAUCGAUCUGCCGGUCACGUCUAUACAUGGCAAGCAAAAGCAAACGAAACGGACCACAACCUUCUUUCAGUUCUGCAACGCCGAGUCAGGCAUUCUGCUCUGCACGGAUGUGGCGGCGCGUGGUCUAGAUAUACCGCAAGUUGAUUGGAUAGUGCAGUACGAUCCGCCAGAUGAUCCACGCGAGUAUAUUCACCGAGUGGGUCGUACGGCACGCGGCUCUGGCACAUCGGGACAUGCCUUGCUGAUGCUACGACCCGAGGAAUUGGGCUUCUUGCGCUAUCUGAAAGCCGCUAAGGUGCCGCUAAAUGAAUUUGAGUUCUCCUGGCAAAAGAUUGCUGAUAUACAGCUACAGCUGGAGAAGUUGAUAUCGAAAAACUAUUUUCUCAACCAGUCCGCUAAGGAGGCCUUCAAAUCGUACGUGCGCGCCUAUGAUUCGCAUCAGCUGAAACAGAUAUUCAAUGUGAACACGCUGGACUUGCAGGCGGUGUCCAAGAGCUUUGGCUUUCUGGUGCCACCAGUGGUUGACCUCAAAGUAGGCGCUGCCAAACGCGAGCGCCCCGAGAAGCGUGUGGGCGGCGGUGGCUUUGGCUACUAUAAACAAAUGAACGAGAGGGGCGGCGGCCACAAGCAGCGCGUCUUCAAACAGGUCAAUCGUGAUCAGGCCAAGAAGUUUAUGCGUUAAUUCUUUAGCCUUAAGUUUAAAAUCAUGUGCUUUU
Messenger RNA from Drosophila hydei, 2255 nucleotides. It is a transcript of the gene pit, whose product is annotated as probable ATP-dependent RNA helicase pitchoune. The coding region runs from base 53 to 2221 and encodes 722 amino acids. Lineage: Eukaryota; Metazoa; Arthropoda; Insecta; Diptera; Drosophilidae. Gene Ontology annotation, biological process: maturation of LSU-rRNA from tricistronic rRNA transcript (SSU-rRNA, 5.8S rRNA, LSU-rRNA). Gene Ontology annotation, molecular function: ATP binding; nucleic acid binding; RNA helicase activity. The record is from RefSeq and is a predicted model, not a curated record. Gene Ontology annotation, cellular component: nucleolus. The transcript has 5 exons.